This is a messenger RNA of Castor canadensis (American beaver), 1849 nucleotides long. Lineage: Eukaryota; Metazoa; Chordata; Mammalia; Rodentia; Castoridae. The record is from RefSeq and is a predicted model, not a curated record.
UUAUCUGCAGGAGCUGGCAUUUUGGAGGAGACCGGAAGUGGAGUUACUGAGAGGUUACCAGAAAUGGAGAGAAAAGUAAGCAAAAUCUGUCUUGCUUCUGAACCCAGUGUAAUUCAUUUUCUACAAGUGUCCUGGGAGAAAACAUUAGGAUCUGGUUUUGUUAUUACACUUACUGAUGGUCAUUCAGCAUGGACUGGGACAGUUUCUGCAUCAGAGAUUUCCCAAGAAGCUGAUGACAUGGCAAUGGAGAAAGAAAAAUAUGUUGAUGAGCUGAGAAAAGCAUUGGUGUCAGGAGCAGGACCAGUGGACACAUACAAGUUUAAUUUUUUAAAAGAGUCUGGUCAUUUCUCCUUUGAGAAAUGUCUGAAGGAUGUUUCAUUCAGACUUGGUUCCUUCAACCUAGAGAAAGUUGCAAGUCCAGCUGAGGUCAUUCGAGAACUUAUUUGUUACUGCCUGGACACCGUCACAGAACACCAAGCCAAAAAUGAGCACCUGCAGAAAGAAAAUGAAAGGCUUCUGAGAGAUUGGAAGGAUGCUCAAGGGCGAUUUGAAAAAUGUGUGAGUGCCAAGGAAACUUUAGAGACUGAUCUUUAUGAGCGGUUUAUUCUGGUGUUGAAUGAGAAGAAAACAAAGAUCAGAAACUUACAUAAAUUGUUAAAUGAGGUUCAAGAAUUGGAAAAGAAUACUGAACAUGACAGGGAAACUACAACCUAUUCUGAAAUAACUGCUGACCAAGAUGCAAUCUAUGAUGAAAGUACUGAUAAGGAAACUAGAAACAUGUCUGGGCCAUCAGUACUGACUCCAGUGAAUUAAAGACAGAGUCUCCUGUAAGCUAGGCAAAGCAUUCCACCACUGAGCUACAUCAAUGCCAGCCUUUUUAAAAUGUGGACAAUAGGAAACUGUCCACAUUUGUGACAAUUUAUAUUGUGACACAUUAUAUUUCUAUUGAACACAGUCAUCUUGAUUUUCUAAAAAGGUUCAUCUUAUACAUAUUCUGUCGUUAUAAAUUUAUAUUAUUGUGAAAAGAGGUCAAAUUGUACUACCAAGUCUUUAUAAAGCUUUUAAUGUAAAGAAAUAUUUAAGUUAUGAAAUCUAAGUACUCAUGUAUGACCUUGAGUGUGGGCAUACUUGAUGUGUAAUGUGAUGCCUUGUUUUGUUUUUAAUUCAUUGUAGUAAAACCAACUUGAGAAUGACUGGUUUAUUUAUUAGUAUGUUGUAGGAAAGUGAAUCCAAACAUUUUCUUUGGUCCUGUAAAACUCUAACCAUGACUGAGUUGAAACAAAGUGAAUAUAGUAAUAAUCUCUAAAUCAGCUGAACAUUGAUAAUGUAAUAUAUUGAGUUAUCUCUCCCUAAUUGUGACAAGGAGCUCUACUACAAGCAGCACUUCUGGUCUUUCAAGUCAAUUCAUCAACAUCACCUAUAUGCCACAUUUAAGAUCAAAAGUAUAGGCAGCCUUACCAGUGAUGAGGUUCUGGAAUAUUGCCAGACCACCAGCAUUGAUGUGAUACUUGCUAAACUCUGAGAACCUGGAGAUGUGUGAAGGAUGGAUAUCAGCAGGCUUACUAGCAGAUCUGAAUGUAUAGUGUAUGAAUGAGAACAUUACCAAAUAAAGUGGCCAUAUAAAAACUCAAUGUGAGAUCCUAAGUGCCAAAGUAAAGCUUGUAAAACUGAGCAAUGCUAAGAAAUAGUAAACCCAGUGACAUUUAGGAUUUUAAUGGAUAUGAUUUGUGGAGUAACAAAACAUAAAAAGAACUUAGGGUAUUGCUUAUUACAUUACUUUCUAAACCAUUGUAAUACCCAUGUUAUUUUUCUAAUUUAAAUGGAUAACUUAGAUGAAAUCAAAAGUCAU